AUGAAAACCCUCUCGCCUUGGCGGGCGUCCCUAGUCCCCGAGGCGGUCUGGUUUCUCCGAACUGGGCGAUUUGCCUCGGUUGUGGCCCUGGCGGCCACCCUGCUCCUCCCCUUCCUGCACAGCCCGCUGUGGGUUCGGCAUCGCAGCGCCAGGGGGGGUCUAGCCAUGCUCUUCAACACCAUCAGCUACGCCUUCUUCCUGUGA
Molecule: messenger RNA, 204 nt
Organism: Auxenochlorella protothecoides
Lineage: Eukaryota; Viridiplantae; Chlorophyta; Trebouxiophyceae; Chlorellales; Chlorellaceae
Exons: 2
Coding region: 1-204 (67 amino acids)
Source: RefSeq, a predicted model, not a curated record